CAUUGUUGUCAAAACGAUCGCAGGCAGCUGCUACAAACAAACAAUUUUUAUUGUGCUAACAAUUUCUUUGUUGAAAAAUAGUGACCAAAGACCUGUAAACAGUCGGCAGCGCAAAGGGAAAUAUGUGGUGAGCCUGCCGCCGUGCAUUGACCACCGCCACUAUGCAGGGUUAUCUGCGACGCGAUUAGAUAACGGCGCAAAGUGUCCGAUUUAAUGUUAUCAAUAGGAGAGCCUUCUUCAGUUUUAUGUAAUUUUGGGACCUGCCAGGGUAUUGCGCUGGCUUAUGCUUUCGUGUGAGAAGUGGUAACGCGGUGCGUCGACCGGACCGGAAUACAAACUAUUUGCCCGAACGCAUUUCAACUGGAACGUGGCAUAGGUUUGUGUUCAGCGAACGGGCAAUUAUCAGCAAUGGAGAGAUUAAAGAACUGUUUACUCAAAAAACCAUCCAAAAACGAUCUGGACGAUGGACUGGAAACGGCCGCUGAGUACACGGAACGCUGGACGUCGGUGCGAAUCAUCUACUACACCAUGUUUCUCAUGUCGCUCGGAUUCAGCAUCAUCCUCACGGGCGUGUGGCCAUACCUCGACAAGCUAGAUCCUCACGCCGGCAAAGAGUUCCUGGGAUGGAUAGUGGGUGCCAAUCCGGUCGGACAAAUGAUCUUCAGCCCGCUGGUCGGAUGGUGGGGCAAUCGGCUUGGUUCGAUCCGGCUGCCCCUACUCUGCUCGCUGGCGCUAUUUUCCAUCGCUAGCGGCAUCUACGCCUGCCUCGAGCUGUUCCCAACUGAUCAAAAGUAUUGGAUGCUGUACUCGCGCUUCCUCAUCGGCGUCAGCUCGUCCAGUGUGGCCGUGUGCCGGUCGUACCUGUCGGCGGCCACCAAGGUCAAGGAACGGACCGGUGCCGUAUCGAUGGUAUCGCUCGCGCAAACGCUAGGAUUUAUCGUGGGCCCCGUGCUGCAGGGCGCCGUAACGAUGUUCGGAGAAGAUGGACUGCCGCUGGUGAAAAACAAAUUGCACCUCAACAUGUACACGGCCACUGGGUGGAUAAACGUUUUGAUGGGAAUUUUGAACUUUUGUCUGUUCCUGCCGUUCGUGUUCAAAGAGAAACGAAUCGCGGCCCUCGAAGCCAUGAAACAGCAGGGCAUGCAGUCGGAGAAGGAAACGUGGAAAUCGAUGAAACCGGAUUAUUUAUCCGCCUGGACGCUGAUAUCUGCCUUUUUCAUUCUGGUGUUCAAUUUCGUGUUUCUCGAAACACUGGCCACUCCGUUGACGAUGGAUAUGUUCGCGUGGACGAAAGCCGAAGCCUUAUAUUACAUGGCAUGGAUUAUGGCGGUCGGAGCCAUACUGGCCAGUGCCAUGUUCCUGAUGAUUGAUCCAUUAUGCAAGCGAUUCCCGGAGCAGCAAGUUCUCAUCUGGGGCGGCUUUUUCCUCAUGGUGUUGGGACGCGCGGUUUACAUACCGAUGAGUGACACGCCGCCAAAGUUGGCACUUCCAGAAAAUGCAACACUCGCGUCGCUGCGCAUGGAGGACGAUGUGACGCCGUACGUGUACGGGUCGAAUUUUACAAACGUUUGGUCCAAUCUGACCAGGGUGGACUUUGACUACAGUGGACCUAUUCCCACGGCGGGCACAGAAACGUUGGACGGUGGUAUCGACGCGCUAGGCUGUCCACCAUCGCAGGAAUGGUGUAAAACUACGCGCGGUAUGACCAUUAGCCAAUUUCUGGUUGGCUAUGCGUUCACGGCCAUCGGGUAUCCGAUCGGCGUGACGCUUAUUACAACCAUCUUUUCGAAAGUGCUAGGACCGCGUCCUCAGGGCACAUGGAUGGGCAUCAUGACGGGCUCGGGGUGUCUAUCGCGAGCACUGGGGCCGGUAUUUUUAUCUACAAUCUACACCAAGUACGGACUAUACUGGACCUUUGGCAGCACGGCGGUAAUGAUGGCGGCCACCAUGAUGUGGCUAUGGCAAAUGAGAGAAAGACUAGUGCCGAUCCCUUACGACGCAAGCUGUAGAGGAGAGGAGCUCGUGUCGGUGAUCACGAAAGGAGAUCAAGCGUCGGAAGAAAAAAAGACAACCGAAGAUGGUGGCGAUCAGCUUAACGGAAAUUCAAAAGACAGCAGCACUCCCGGCGAUAGCUGAUCCCUUCGCGGAACGGCUGAUCAUGUAGCUGCAGGGAAACGAAUUGCUCAGUUUAUACACAUAUAUAUUCUAUUCAGCGUUAAGGAGCGGCGUGUUCGUUGUGAUAUUUUCCUCGUUGGUAAGCGAACCGUAUACAAUUAGGUAGCCGUUUUGUGAAAGCAUUCAGCAGUGAAUGAAACGAAAUCGCACAAAAAACA
Molecule: messenger RNA, 2333 nt
Organism: Anopheles arabiensis
Lineage: Eukaryota; Metazoa; Arthropoda; Insecta; Diptera; Culicidae
Product: major facilitator superfamily domain-containing protein 8-like
Exons: 5
Coding region: 409-2136 (575 amino acids)
Biological process (GO): transmembrane transport
Cellular component (GO): lysosomal membrane
Molecular function (GO): transmembrane transporter activity
Source: RefSeq, a predicted model, not a curated record